UACUACUGGUACCUUGUUUCUCUCCCUCUCCCACACCGCAGCAUCUUCACUCUACCCGUGGAAUACUUUCCUCGCUCAGAUCAGAGCUCGUACGCGAAAUGGUGAUCCUUUGUGGUGGCCACCCUGCUCCUUCGGUUCAUUCUGAAUUUUUAUCUGGAUGGCUAUCACUCAACAGCACCAGAAUGCCUUACCAUUUGUGCUCAACCGAAAGGAACAUCAGAAAGCAAAACAGACAUCAGCAGGCGAUUACCUUCGCAAAAAGCACUUCACUACAAGAUUCAGUGGCCUCUGUAAAGCCAUCUCGUCUUCUGCCCACAGUGAAACCAAAAACAUUUCCCAAUAGCGUCCCUGAUGAGAUACUAUCAAAACUCAAAUUGGAAGAAUCUGAUGCCUUUUACAUGCUAGAGCUGUGGACAACUAGAGAACUUAGUUCCUCUUUGCUAGAUAAGAAUGCUGCGACCUUAAUCUACUUAAUCGAUGUUGACGGUGCCUCCUUGUUAAAAAGAGUACCAGCAAUCUAUGGGGACCAACCUGCACAUGGCACCACGCCCUUACAAUUCCUUCCUUUUCAAAGUGGUUCAGUUGAUAUCAUCACCUUUAAAGGUCCCAAAUUGCAGACAAUCAAAGAAAUCUGGAUCGGCCUUGAACCAGAUCAGGUUCAUGGAGAUUAGAUGGUUUAAAUUUGAAAGUGAUGCAUGGAGCACGGAAUACACCUGAAGAUCUUGAGGGAGCACUUGAGCUCAAGUUCAGCGGUUUAUAGUACACGUUUGACAAGCUCAGUGUGCUGCUUGGUGAGGAUGGAGCUUCAGUAGUGGAAGCAAGGCCAAUUGCUGUGACUGACCUGUCAGGAAUUAGCAUUUCUGAUCUUCAAGAGGGGCAGCUAUCCUCAGCAAGGAUAGCCUCAAGCAUUGCUAGAUGGCAGUUCCUUACCUCCCCUCGUAGUUGAGGGAUAAAUUUUGGUUCUUGAAUCUUUCAAGUUCUUCAUAAUGAUA
Triticum dicoccoides is the source of this 992-nucleotide messenger RNA. RefSeq lists its product as uncharacterized. The transcript is spliced from 4 exons. The record is from RefSeq and is a predicted model, not a curated record. Bases 99 to 671 code for a protein of 190 amino acids. NCBI's taxonomy places the organism in Eukaryota, Viridiplantae, Streptophyta, Magnoliopsida, Poales, Poaceae.